AUGUCUUUCCGUCCACCGCGUUCAUUACCCAUCUUAACAUUAUUCCAUAACGUCAAGUCAGAGAGAUCCAAAGCAGCACUCGCUCUACUCCAAAGCAGGCAAAAGAACGCCUCUGGAGAAGAAAAGUAUCGCAUCGAUGUCAUUGACGAAAACCAACAAACGCCAACCGACACGCAACUCAAGCAAGUAGCCAGUUUUCUCAAAAGCCCUGCACCCUGGAAGGAAAUGAUGUUGAAUGAUCAGAUUACCAACGCACACGACGCCUUCAAGGCAUUGAAAGAAAAGCCUGAUUUGCUCAAUUGUCCCAUUGUGGUCGACUGGGAAAAGGGAAAAGCAGUGAUCGGAUCUCCUACAUUGGAUGCCGUUGAACAGUUAAUUCAAGAGAGAAAUAAAUAG
Mucor velutinosus is the source of this 396-nucleotide messenger RNA. RefSeq names its product NMO domain-containing protein. Lineage: Eukaryota; Fungi; Mucoromycota; Mucoromycetes; Mucorales; Mucoraceae. Bases 1 to 396 code for a protein of 131 amino acids. The record is from RefSeq and is a predicted model, not a curated record. Gene Ontology annotation, molecular function: oxidoreductase activity. Gene Ontology annotation, cellular component: mitochondrion. The transcript has a single exon.